This is a messenger RNA of Vidua chalybeata, 2655 nucleotides long. It is a transcript of the gene BCL11B, whose product is annotated as BCL11 transcription factor B. Gene Ontology annotation, biological process: positive regulation of transcription by RNA polymerase II. Bases 1 to 2655 code for a protein of 884 amino acids. Lineage: Eukaryota; Metazoa; Chordata; Aves; Passeriformes; Viduidae. The record is from RefSeq and is a predicted model, not a curated record. The transcript has 4 exons. Gene Ontology annotation, molecular function: RNA polymerase II cis-regulatory region sequence-specific DNA binding; DNA-binding transcription factor activity. Gene Ontology annotation, cellular component: nucleus.
AUGUCCCGUCGCAAGCAGGGAAACCCGCAGCACUUGUCACAAAGAGAGAUUAUCACACCAGAGGCUGACCAUGUGGAACCGGCACUGGCCGACGAGGACGAGAGCCUGGCAAUAGCAGACCCAGGCGGCAUCAGCAUCGCCGCAGGCGGGACAGACCCCGACUUGUUAACCUGUGGACAGUGUCAGAUGAACUUCCCGCUGGGAGACAUCUUGGUUUUUAUAGAGCACAAGAGAAAACAGUGCAAUGGCACUGGUGGUGUCUGCUAUGAAAAGAGCAUGGAUAAGAGCAGCCCUCCCCCCUCCUCACGCGCCGAGCUCAGGAAAGUGUCAGAGCCAGUGGAAAUCGGGAUCCAAGUCACACCCGAUGAAGAAGACCGUCUUCUCACGCCUACAAAAGGAAUUUGCCCCAAGCAGGAGAACAUUGCAGGGCCGUCCAGGCCUGCAAACCUGCCGGGGGCUCCCAUAGCUGCCUCCUCCCACCCUCACACAUCCGUGAUCACGUCACCUCUCCGCGCACUGGCCUCCCUCCCGCCCUGCCUUAGCCUGCCCUGCUGUGGUGCACGUGCAGUCUCAGUUGGCGGGACUCAGACUGAGAUUCAGACUGAGACUUCAGGCACAUUUGGAUGUCAUUGUCAGUUGUCAGGUAAAGAUGAGCCUUCAAGCUAUAUUUGCACAACAUGCAAGCAGCCUUUUAAUAGCGCUUGGUUCUUGCUUCAGCAUGCCCAGAACACACAUGGAUUCCGCAUCUACCUGGAAACAAGCCCUUCAAACAGUUCCCUUACUCCACGCAUCACCAUCCCUCCUCCUUUGGGACCGGAGACUGUUGCACAGUCCCCACUGAUGAAUUUUCUUGGAGACAACAACCCCUUCAACCUUUUGCGCAUGACAGGACCCAUCUUGCGUGAACACCCUGGCUUUGGUGAGGGUCGGCUCCCAAACACGCCUCCGCUGUUCAGCCCACCGCCUCGUCAUCAUCUGGAUCCACAUCGCCUUAGUGCCGAAGAAAUGGGGUUAGUUGCCCAGCAUCCCAGUGCCUUUGACAGAGUUAUGCGUUUAAACCCCAUGGCAAUUGAGUCCCCAGCGAUGGAUUUCUCCAGAAGGCUUCGAGAGCUGGCAGGAAACAGUUCCACCCCUCCGCCAGUCUCACCCAGUCGCACCAACCCUAUGCACCGUCUGUUGAAUCCUUUCCAGCCGAGUCCUAAAUCACCUUUUUUGAGCACCCCACCACUGCCCCCCAUGCCCCCUAGCAGCACUACGCCUCCCCAGCCUCAGGCCAAGAGCAAGUCCUGUGAAUUUUGUGGGAAAACAUUCAAGUUCCAGAGUAACCUUAUCGUGCACCGGCGCAGUCACACAGGAGAAAAACCCUACAAGUGUCAGCUCUGUGACCAUGCUUGCUCCCAGGCCAGCAAGCUAAAACGCCACAUGAAAACGCAUAUGCAUAAAGCUGGCUCCAUGACGGGCAGGUCAGAUGAUGGACUGUCCACCACUAGUUCCCCAGAGCCAGGCACAAGUGAGCUCACUGGAGAGGGACUGAAAUCCAGUGAGGCAGAUUUCAGGAAUGAGAGCGAUCCUUCCCUGGGCCAUGACAAUGAAGAAGAGGAAGAGGAGGAGGAGGAGGAAGAGGAGCUUGAAAAUGAGAGCCGGCCAGAGUCGAGCUUUAGUAUGGACUCAGAGCUGAGUCGUAACCGAGAAAACGGCUCUAAGUCGCUGCCAGAUGAGAAGUCCCUCGUCCUGGGAAAAGUCAUUGAGAAUGUAAGUCUAGGUGCCAUUCAGCAAUAUAACGACAUGUUAGCUGAGAAACAGAAGAGGAGUAGCUUCAUGAAAAGGUCCUCUGACCAGCGAGACUUGUGUCCUCGAGACCUCUGUCAGAGAGAUCCAGGUGAUGAAGACUCAGUGGUAGGAGAGCUGGACCGCACUGAGGAAGGUACGGUCAAUGGAAGAAACUUUGGCCCGGGUGAACCCUUCCCAAACUUGUUCCCCCGCAAGCCAACACCUAUCACGAGCCCCAGUUUAAACAAUUCCUCUAAAAGAAUAAAGGUAGAGAAAGAUUUGGACUUGCCACCAGCAACGAUAAUACCUUCCGAAAACGUUUACUCCCAGUGGCUGGUAGGGUACGCAGCAUCGCGGCACUUCAUGAAGGAUCCGUUCCUCGGAUUCACAGACUCCCGACAAUCCCCCUUUGCAACCUCUUCUGAGCACUCAUCGGAGAACGGGAGCCUGCGUUUCUCCACUCCGCCGGGGGACAUGCUGGAUGGGGGGCUCUCAGGGCGCAGCGGCACGGCGAGCGGAGGCAGCACCCCCCACAUCAGUGGACCCGGCCCCGGGCGACCCAGUUCGAAGGAAGGACGCAGGAGCGAUACAUGUGAGUACUGUGGCAAGGUCUUUAAGAACUGCAGCAAUUUGACGGUACACCGUCGGAGCCACACUGGAGAGCGGCCUUACAAAUGCGAGCUCUGCAACUAUGCAUGUGCCCAGAGCAGUAAGCUGACGCGCCAUAUGAAAACGCAUGGCCAGAUAGGGAAGGAGGUCUACCGCUGCGACAUUUGCCAGAUGCCCUUCAGUGUUUACAGCACCCUGGAGAAACACAUGAAAAAGUGGCAUGGAGAACAUUUGCUGACAAAUGACGUCAAAAUUGAGCAGGCAGAAAGAAGCUAA